GGUUUCCACUAUAUGUAAUUGAUCGUGGGCACGACAAAAUAAAAGCAGCCACACCUUAAAAAUUAGUUGUUGUUUUUUUAACUGGAAAACAAUGUUAAGUAAUAUAUUGUAUGAGUGGAUAUGUAUGCUACAAUGAUACAUAUGUAGCUUAUUAUUUAUACACACAUUGACCACAAUUAGUUUGAAAACCAUUUAAAAUAUCAUCAAAAUGUUUCAUUGCGCUUUAUUUUGAUAAAAACGCACCGGAAUCGCCCGUCUGCCCUGUUGGCACCAAGGACACUAGACUAAUUAGGAUCGGCAAUUAGCCGCAAACGAAUGGAACAGAGGGCCGUACGGUGGCCUAGUGGUUAGCAUGUUGGCCACACAGUCAGGAGAUCGGGAAAACUCUAAAUUGUCCAUAGGUAUGAAUGUGAGGGUGAAUGGUUGUUUGUCUAUAUGUGCCCUGCCAUUGGCUGGCGACCAGUCCAGGCUGUACCCCGAAGUCAGCUGUGUUAGGCUCCAGGAUAGCCGCGACCGUAGUGAGGAUAAGUGGCAUAGAAGAAAACCCCAAAUGGAGUUAGAGGACGCGUUAAAGGAAUGUUCCACCGCCCUUGAUCUCUUUCUAAACAACAGGUUUGCUGACGCAUUGGCUCUUUUAAAACCCUGGAAGAGCCAGAGCAUGUACCACGCCAUGGGGUACAGCAGCAUCCUGGUGAUGCAGGCGGGCAUGACCUUCGAACCAAAGGACAUGGACAGUGCCAUGGAGUCACUGAGCGAGUCCCUGCUGACUUGCCAGAGAUUUAGAAAGAAAACUGGAAUAAUGGAGACGCUGGCUAGUCUGUGGUACAGGCAGUCACCUGAAACCCUGACAGAAGAGGAGAUGCACGCAGAGCUUUGCUAUGCCGAAGUGCUGCUGCAGAAGGCGGCGCUCACCUUUCUCGACGAGACCAUCAUCGGCUUCAUCAAGGGAGGCAUGAGGAUCCGAAACAGCUACCAGAUUUUUAAGGAGUGCCAGGCCAUGGUGAAUGCCAAUAAGAAAAUGGAAAAGAAGAACAGGAUAAAUGUCCACUUCAGAGGAGGUGUCAACAUGGGCAUUGGCUCAUUUAAUUUGAUGCUCUCGCUGCUCCCGGCCAGAAUCCUCAAGCUGAUGGAGUUUUUGGGUUUCUCAGGGGACAGGGAGGUGGGUUUGUCCGAGUUGCGGGCAGGAGCAUCCAGCGACAAUCUGCGCUCCAUUUUGAGCACCUUGACUCUGCUCAUGUAUCAUCUUUACAUCUCAGUCAUUCUGGGCUCCGGUGAUGUGGACCUAAGUGAGGCAGACUCUCUGCUGGAGCCUUAUGCUAAAAGGUUUCCAAAUGGAGCUUUGACUCUUUUCUACAGUGGAAGGAUUGCCUUGCUCAAAGGAAACAUCACACUGGCUCAAGAAAAGUUCCACGCAUGCAUUGCUGCUCAGCAGGAGUGGCGUCAGAUCCACCACCUGUGCUACUGGGAGCUGAUGUGGGCCUACUCCUUUGAACAGAACUGGAGGGAGGCAUACCAUUACGCUGACCUGCUCUGUAAAGAAAGCAAGUGGUCACAGGCCGUCUAUGUAUUCCAAAAGGCCUCCAUACUGAGCAUGCUCCCAGAGGAGGAAGUGAAAAAACUGGGUGAAAAUGUGGGGGACUUAUUCAGGGAGGUAGAUGGUCUGAGGCUGAGGUUGGCUGGAAAGUCCAUUCCUACUGAAAAGUUUGCAGCCAAGAAGGCUCAGAGAUACGCCUCAUCUAAACCUGUCAAACUGGUCGUCCCAGCUCUGGAGAUGAUGUAUGUGUGGAAUGGCUUCACUAUCGUUGGCAAAAGAGCCGACUUGACCGAAAGCAUCCUGCAGACUUUAUACAAAGCAGAGGAUGAGCUCAAGUAUAAUCAAGACCCAUCAGAAUACCACCUGGAUGACCAGUGUGUCGUUCAGCUCCUCAAGGGCUUGUGUCUGAGGGAGUUAGGGUACUUGGACCAGGCUGAGGUCUGCUUUAAUCGCGUCAUCUCCAGUGAAAGUGACCUGAAGCAUGACAGCUACCUGGUGCCGUUCACCAUGUACGAGCUGGGCCUGCUGCACAAGCAGAGAGGCGACAUCGACAAGGCCAUCUUUGUGAUUGAAAGCGCCAAGAUGGACUACAAGGACUACAGCAUGGAGUCACGGUUACACUUCCGCAUCCACGCUGUGCUCAAUAGCAUGGGCUCCUUUGCGGCUAAAAUGCCGCCCUCACGUACGCCAGCUUGAGCGGUCCCAUGAUGGGAGAGUGUACUGUAUGAAUGGAGAGAGAGGUGGGAGGAAGAUGAGACCUGUGACUGCACUCCUACUACUCAAGGUCAUCUUGUUAGCCUGCUUGUUGACAUAAUACAUUUUUGUACCAUAACUGUGGCACACUGAGUCUUCUGUAAUGUCCUUAUAUUGUACCCCUUUCUUCUCUGUGCCAUCUCUUUUAUCCAUCCAUAUAUUUUCGGUACCGCUUGACUUUACUAUGGUCACAGGUAAGCUGGAGCCUAUCCCAGCUGACUUCAGGCAAGUGGCGGGGUGCCCCCUGGACUGGUUGCAUCUCUGUUAUGUUAUACAUAUUAUCUUCAAUGAAUAUGAUACAAUAUGUUGAUGUGUUUUGUAAAUAAGUAUUCAUUUGUAUUUGCCCUCAGACUUAAUAAUAAACCUU
Messenger RNA from Dunckerocampus dactyliophorus (ringed pipefish), 2654 nucleotides. RefSeq names its product tetratricopeptide repeat protein 39B-like. The transcript has 17 exons. The coding region runs from base 353 to 2230 and encodes 625 amino acids. Gene Ontology annotation, molecular function: protein binding. Lineage: Eukaryota; Metazoa; Chordata; Actinopteri; Syngnathiformes; Syngnathidae. The record is from RefSeq and is a predicted model, not a curated record.